UGGUCGGACAACUCGGACCGCGUCGUUCGUUAGUAACGCCGAAGCCUCCGGACGGGAGGGUCACGUGCGACGAGCGUCCUAGCGACGAACAACCGUCGUUUCCUCAGUUUAGUGUCUCAUCCGACGCUGAAUCGCCUUCCGAAUUUUCGACUCUCCGCGUCUCCGGCCGCUUUCCCUCAAUCGCUUCGGUGCGCGUCGCGAAAUGACAUUGAUCUAAUAUCCGAGUGCCGGUACACGCGAUCAUUCUAAUAAGUGUUCGAACACCGGAAUCGUUUCUUUGUGAUUUGCUAUCGAAAUAUACUUGACACUCGUGUGAACUUGGUGACCGAUCGAGAGCGCGCGUUUCGUUCGAGAACGGCGAGCGCGAUCAGCGUGAACAUAGCCACAUAUUUCUCGGAGAGUCAUGGGAGCAUUCGCGCGUUGCGUUCUCGCGCUCGUCGCGACGGCCGCGACGGUCGUCGUCUCGGAGCCGGACGACCUGGCCAAGUCAGACCAGCUGACGAUCCUCAAGUGUUGCCGAUACGGCGAGGAGCUGCGACGAUCGGACGACGACGCGAGUAACGACGGAUUGCCGCGCUGCGAGCCGACGUCGAACGAGUGGCAGCCGUUGAUCUUCUCGCUGACGCGCCAAACGUUCUACGACGGCGGCAACCUGCCCGCCGACUGGCACGUCGUCGGCGGCCGACGGCCGGAAUGCGACGACAGCUCGGAGCUGAUCGACGUGCCCUACCGCAGGGCCAACCCGUUCAUCCUCCUCGACAAUGGAAACGCGGUGCUCGAGCUCAGUAACGCCGACUCCUUUUCCGCCAGUCAUUACUGCGCCGAUUCGAACGCCCUGCUCGUGUGCAUGAAGAAAUCGCCGGGCAAUCAAGCCGCCGCGACCAUGAGACCGCGGGUGCGACGUUGCUGCGGGGAGAACGCCAGUUUCCACGAACGCGGAAAUACCUGCGUAUUCAUAAAAGAGACUGCGGACGCACCACCUCUGCUACCAAAUGCUUCGUCCGCCGUCGAGAUCGUGGCUGGAUUCCCGACCUGCCCGAAAUCCGACAAUUUUACGAUCGUCGGAAACGCGAUGGAUGCUGCGUUGCAGCCCAACGGCAGCCUGGAGAUAAACGGAGUCGUUUUACCCAGCGGUCAGUUCUGCGUCGAGAGGAUUAAGGAACUCGAUCAGGUCGCUAAAGUGUUCGCCUGUCCGGAACAUGCUCCACAAAGGCCUGUGGUGAAAGCAACGGACAUCAGAUUCACCUUGUAUCCCGUGGGCUUCAUCAUUAGCGCCGUCUUCCUGGCCGCUACUCUGGCGGCCGGUUGGUUACUACCAGCCUCUCAUCACGUUCUGCACUGGCGUUGCCAGACCCAUCAUGUCGCCUGCCUGAUGAUGGGCGAUAUUCUCAUGGCCAUCAUUCAGCUCGCCGGAGAUUCCCUUCAUGGUGCAAGUUGCAAGGCGCUCGCAAUCAUGGCGCACUUCUUCUUCCUGGCUGCUUUCUUCUGGUUGAACACGAUGUGCUUCAACAUCUGGUGGACGUUCAGGGAUUUGCGACCGGUGAGUUUGGAGAAAGGUCAGGAGACCCUCAGGCUCAGGGUCUAUGCCUGCUACGCCUGGGGUGGGCCCUUCCUUGUCGCCGGUCUGGCCGCGCUUCUGGACCAUCUACCGCCUCAACCUGAGUACACGUUUCUGAGGCCCCGCUUCGGCGAGAAGCAGUGCUGGUUCUAUGGUGACAUGGAAAUUUUGGCAUACUUCUUUGGACCGAUUGGAGUGCUGCUGGCUAUAAAUCUUAUGUUUUUCGCCGUAACUGCUCGCGAAUUGACUUGCGGUCUCUGGAAAGGCGAAUUCGUGAAAAGCACCACUGAGAGGGCGACGCUGGGCCGCAUAUGCAUGAAGCUGGUGAUCGUGAUGGGUAUCACCUGGGUGGCCGACGUUGUCUCGUGGGCUGUCGGCGGGCCGCAGUACAUCUGGUACUUCACCGACCUGAUAAACGCCUUCCAGGGAGUGCUGAUCUUCGCGGCGGUAGGCUGCCAGCCGCAGGUCCGAGCAGCGCUCAAGAGAUUCUUCAGCAGGAACCCACAGACCAACGCCGGAAGACAGGGUAACGGUCACAGCACGACCAGCCACGGGAUGCCUAGCAUGGGCGACAGCGUGACGCAAAAUCCGAGCACCAAAACCGCGCCGUUGGAGACCAUCUGCUAGAAUGGAGGCUCUCCAUACAGAACGUACCUAACAUACGUUCGGAAAGCGUCCUAAACACUCCGAGUGUCCUCCAGACAUUUCCUCUCUCGAAUUCGCGUAUUGUUGGAAAAUGUCAACAAGAAAACAUUUUCACAGCUAGGUCUCCCGAUCUACGCAGGUCGACGAACCCGAGAAGAGACCUUGCUGAAUCGAUCCUGCGGAAAUAUUCCUUCGAUCGAUCAGUUCGACGUUAUAUUAUACAGCGACGUUUGUAUCGCCGACUUGAAUUACUGAGAUAAUAUUCGGAUUCGCAUCGUUCAUAAAUCAGAGUUUGUAAUAGCUCUACGCCGCUAAAACAGACAAUGACGCGUACUCUUCGGACCUUGGUAGCGGGCCGAAACAAUGCGUGAUUUAUGAUCGCGGCGGGUUAAUAUUCUUUUUUUUUUUUCCAGCGGACAACGAUUCAUUUAUAUUAAUAAUAUCGGCUCGCUGUUGUAACGUAACGGUAAAAUAUUAACGUUCGACGAGAGCAAAAGCGGGAAGGCAGCUUCUUCGAGCCUAAUGAUCAUUGUGCUCUCUCGAGAUCUGGGAUACGAGAGUUCGAGACGAAAUUGCGAACGGCCUCGCCUCACUUCGUAACUUUCGGUACGUUUUACGCCUCGUAUUACCAAAGGACGAAGGGUUCAUCACGGGUUUUCUUCCCAGGUCCUUCCUCCUUCAUUAUUCAUCGAAUGUUAUCGAAUCUAGGAACAAUCGGUUUUUCGUUUCCCUUAGCAUAAAUAUGCAUCGGCGUCGUUAGCCGCGUCUUGGCACGACGGCUACUGUGGCUGCAGGCAUUAAACAUGCAACAUCGUGGCUGCCGAGCUACAAUUUAUCACUGAUCAGUCGAACGGUCCUGUUUCGGUAUCGAACCGAAGCAAGGAAAA
Temnothorax curvispinosus is the source of this 3090-nucleotide messenger RNA. RefSeq names its product probable G-protein coupled receptor Mth-like 1 (gene mthl1). NCBI's taxonomy places the organism in Eukaryota, Metazoa, Arthropoda, Insecta, Hymenoptera, Formicidae. The record is from RefSeq and is a predicted model, not a curated record. Bases 404 to 2185 code for a protein of 593 amino acids. Gene Ontology annotation, cellular component: membrane. The transcript is spliced from 7 exons. Gene Ontology annotation, biological process: cell surface receptor signaling pathway; G protein-coupled receptor signaling pathway. Gene Ontology annotation, molecular function: G protein-coupled receptor activity.